Microtus ochrogaster (prairie vole) is the source of this 1473-nucleotide messenger RNA. RefSeq names its product abhydrolase domain containing 14A (gene Abhd14a). Gene Ontology annotation, cellular component: cytoplasm. The transcript has 6 exons. The coding region runs from base 576 to 1304 and encodes 242 amino acids. The record is from RefSeq and is a predicted model, not a curated record. NCBI's taxonomy places the organism in Eukaryota, Metazoa, Chordata, Mammalia, Rodentia, Cricetidae.
GGUCUGAAUGCUUGCUUGUAUGCUUUUUUGUAUUUAUCUCUGCAUCUGACUGCGUAUUUCUGAAGGUUUAUGUGUGUCCCUCUGCUGGCGCAUUUCUUCCCAUGCCUGUCCCCUCUCCCCCCUUGCCAGGUAGCUUGUUUUUCCCUGGGUCUUUGGGAACACGGAGGAGGUCAGAGAACAACUUGCUUGCGUCUGUUCAUCUUUCAGCGUGUGAGUUCCAGGGAUUGUCAGGCUUGGCAUCAAGUGCCUUUACCCACUGAGUCCCUUAUUUAUUUUAGUUCAUGGUCUCACUACAUUGCCCAGAAGCACAGGUUUGCCCCUGGUGGACCACUAAGAGAGGGCCUUCACAGAUGCUCCGCCUCGUGGGAACCUGAGCUAAAGCUACGUUGGAGGCAGACAUCCUUGGCUGCUCCAGGUUAGGAAGAAGAGUGUGCUCUUUCUCCGCCUGGCUCCUGACUUCCCAUCAGCACUGAAGGAUCUGCUGUUGCCCCCACACUGCCUGACUUUGGAGCUAGAGAGUGAGAUCUUCAGAAGAGUCCUCCAGAGUCAGCAGAGGCUGUGUGAUACAGGCCUUCAUGAGCCGGUACCAGGCAGCCCUGCUGGGUCUAGGCCUGCUGCUUAUGCUUCUCCUGUAUGUGGGGCUGCCUGGCCCCUCUGAGAAGACUUCCCAGCUCUGGAGAGGCCCCAAUGUCACAGUCCUGGCUGGUCUCACCCGAGGCAACCCUCAAAUCUUUUACCGGGAGGCACUGCCUAUCCAGCAGGCACACAGGGCAGAAGUCGUGUUUCUCCAUGGAAAGGCAUUUAAUUCCCACACAUGGGAGCAGCUGGGCACGCUGCAGCUGUUGUCCAAGAGGGGCUACCGGGCUGUGGCCAUUGACCUUCCAGGUUUUGGGAGCUCAGCACCUUCAACGGAGGUGAACACAGAGGCAGGGCGAGCGGAGCUGCUGAAACAGGUACUGCAGGAUCUAGAGGUGCAGAAUGCUGUAUUGGUGAGCCCCUCUCUGAGCGGCAGCUAUGCCCUGCCCUUCUUGAUGCGAAGACACCACCAGCUACGUGGAUUUGUGCCCAUCGCGCCUACCUCCACACGGAAUUACACACGGGAUCAAUUCAGGGCUGUGAAGACCCCAACUCUUAUCCUGUACGGGGAACUGGACCACACCUUGGCGCGAGUAUCACUGCAGCAGCUCCACCACCUGCCCAACCACUCUGUGGUGAAGCUGCACAACGCGGGCCAUGCCUGCUACCUCCACAACCCUGAAGCCUUCCACCUCGCCCUUCUCGCAUUCCUUGACCAUUUGCCUUGAAUGGACUCACUUCCCAGAACUGACCUUGAAGGGUCUAGACCCUCUCUCUCCUCUCCCAGGGAGGCUGGCCCUGAGUGGGAUUGAGGACAGAGGAUCAAGCCCAGCCAGGACUUUUGAUUUAAUUUCACAGGCACAAUAAAGAAAAGCCCUUUUGUCUGGCUUGGAGAGU